AUGUCAGAAGCAGAGACAGAUAAAGUGAAAAGUAGAACACCGAGCUUUGAAAAUGACCAGAAAAAUACUUCCAUAUUGUUGAAAGAAGGUGAAAGUGUAUCUCAGCCAGUUGGAGAGCCAAACAGCUCCACCAGCUCCCUUCCUCUGCAAGUUCUCCCGAUCGUACUCCUGAACACAUCCGAUCACCAAGAAAGUCAGCUAACAAUUAAAGAUGAGAAACCAAUGAAAAGUAUUGUUCUGAGCUCGGUAUCAGAAUUUAGCAUCACAGAUGUGCCAUCCAAGGACGCCAACAACGAGAAGAAAUUGUCAGAAUCUUGUACAUCUAGAUUAUCAUCUCUUGAAACAUGCAGGACACAAUUCAGCUACCUUGAAGAUAAUGCAUCAGUCCAUGAAAGAGACAGCAACGAUGAAUGUGCCACACUCAUCCUGGCUUGCUUGUUCUGCCAGUUUUGGGACUUCCUGUUCAUGUUGCCCGACGUCUGUGAAAACUGGCUAAUGCAGGUGUGCUGCCCUUCCCAUAGAUAUCACCAAACCUCAAGCGACGACCACAACAAUGGCGAUUGCAGCUGUGACUGUGACAUUGAUUGCAGCAUCCUUGAAUCUUGCCAUGAAACCAGCGAGUGUCUGGAACUGGCUCUGGAGAUCUCUCAAGUCUGUUAUCACUAA
Molecule: messenger RNA, 666 nt
Organism: Eublepharis macularius
Lineage: Eukaryota; Metazoa; Chordata; Lepidosauria; Squamata; Eublepharidae
Gene: MDFIC2
Product: MyoD family inhibitor domain containing 2
Exons: 6
Coding region: 1-666 (221 amino acids)
Source: RefSeq, a predicted model, not a curated record